Messenger RNA from Orbilia oligospora ATCC 24927, 1242 nucleotides. RefSeq lists its product as uncharacterized. Gene Ontology annotation, molecular function: protein binding. The transcript has a single exon. Bases 1 to 1242 code for a protein of 413 amino acids. NCBI's taxonomy places the organism in Eukaryota, Fungi, Ascomycota, Orbiliomycetes, Orbiliales, Orbiliaceae. The record is from RefSeq and is a predicted model, not a curated record.
AUGCCGACCCUCUUAAGCAUCCCAGCCGAGCUUCGCAACCAAAUAUACACCUACCUCCUCUCCCCCUACAACAACCGCGAACCCCUCGAAGACGGCUCAUACACCUACGAAUUCUUUCAAUCUCUCGUUAUAUUCCGUAUCAACCGUCAAAUCUACCUCGAAUCUCGCAAGAUAUUCCACCAACUUAACACCUUCGUUAAAAUCUCCACUCCCUGGCAUCAAGCAAAGUACCAUGUCGCCUUGGACGGCCAAGUCGAUAUCUUGGAUGAUACGUUCCGGGUAGAAAGGUUUAGAUUACAUACUCUAUCAGUUCAGAUAAAUGCUGUCUACCCUUCUCCCGAAGCAAUGGAGGAUCCGCAGGCUAUGUUUUCAUUUAUUAUUUUAUUGGAAACAGGGGAUCAUGAUCGUUUCUGUCGGUCUUGGUUUUAUAGUUCGGUGACGAUGCCUUAUCUUAAUUCUCACUUGAUACUCAACAUCGGCCUUCAGGAUCCUUAUAUCUCUUCAUCACCAUUUCCAAUUCCCGGAGAACCUCACGUAUCGAAACAAAAGCAAUCGCAACUCCUACAACCAUUCGGACAAAUCAAAGACCUUCGCGAAUUCCACAUCAACGGCAACAUAACCGUCUACCCAUCAGUUCGAAAAGCAUUAAAAACAGAAAUGGAAACACCCCUAGACUCGCCCGAAACAUGUCUGGAAAGAGGUACAGAACUGAAGGAUCUCGGAAACGAAGCUUUGAUGGCUGGAAAAUACACCGAAGCAAUUAAACUCUACAACAAAGCCUUCCACGCAAUUCACAUCGUCAUCAACGCCAGAAAUCGAAGAGUCUACGGCGACCCGUUCUUCGACAAAAUAAUCCGCACUCCUGGCCCAUUUAAAGAUCAGCACGCUGGACAAGCCCGGAUCUUAUUAAGAGUACGAUUAGUCGCCAACACAAUCCUCGCAUACUUAAAACUACAAGACUACGACAUGGCUCUCUUGACUGGUAUGAGAACUAUCAGGUUAAUGAGAGCCAGCAUCGGACUCGACGAAGAUAAUGGAGCAUUAGACGCAGCUAUGGAAGCAUUAUCCGGAUUUAUCGCAUCCGGUGAAAUGGGAAAGAUUUAUUUCAGAACUGCAAUGGCAUAUAAAGCCCUGAACAGGAGAACGGAAGCAUACAAGCUACUUGCCGUCGCGUCGGUUUACUUGCCCAACGAUAAGACGAUUAAGCAAGAACUUGAAGCUUCGACAGCAAAGCGGGCAUAG